Messenger RNA from Gadus morhua (Atlantic cod), 1354 nucleotides. It is a transcript of the gene mrps26, whose product is annotated as mitochondrial ribosomal protein S26. The coding region runs from base 189 to 812 and encodes 207 amino acids. NCBI's taxonomy places the organism in Eukaryota, Metazoa, Chordata, Actinopteri, Gadiformes, Gadidae. The transcript is spliced from 4 exons. Gene Ontology annotation, cellular component: mitochondrial small ribosomal subunit. The record is from RefSeq and is a predicted model, not a curated record.
GGUAGCCGCGGAGGUUUCCCCUUCCCUGAGAGGUCAGAGGACAUCAUCAUGGCGUCCCCCUUGUAACGACAACAUUGCUGGUUCAAUGUUACGUGAACCCGAAAGAGUAACGGCCAAGCGUGGUGUUUUUGUACGGAUGAAUAGACAUAUAAACUAAGGAUUAAUUUAACUAUUCAACUGCGCUGACCAUGUUCAAAGUGAUCGGUGGAAGAGCCCUCCCCGCGGCCCGGUUGCUCGCCCCCCGCUGCGGCGUGUGGGUCGAGUCGGUCCGGGGUAGGAAGUCCCGCAACGACCCGCCGGCCAAGUCCAAAGAGGGGCGCAUCAAGCUGCCGCCCCCCGUGGACCCGGUGGAGAUGGUGGUCAUGAAGGAGAGGUUCACGGAGUACAACCUCAUCAUGAGAGCGCUUCGACUGGAGUUCAAGGAGGAGGUGCUGCGUAAGAAGUAUGAGGAGGAGACGGGCUCCCUGGCGGAGGAGAGAGCCAGACAGGACGCGGAGGAGCACAAGAUCCUGAUGGAGUGGAACGACGCAGAGAACCGCCGCAUGCUGAAGAUCAGACAACUGCGCGUGCAGAAGGAGACGGCGGAGGCAGACCAGAGGAAACUGGAAAUGAUCCUCAAGCGGGACCAUGAGAGGCAGGCGUUCAUCCAGCAGAAGGAGCAGGAGAUCCUGCAGCUACAGGAGGACGCCAAGAACUUCAUCACCCUGGAGAACCUUGACCAGCGCAUCGAGGAGGCCCUGGACAGACCCCGCAACUACAACUACGCCAUCGACCGCGAGGGCCGGGUUGUCAAACGAACCGUCCUGGACUAGUUGGACAGCCCUGGACCUGGUGUACCACCCCCCGGGCCAGACGGGCCGUCCAUAACCUGGAUCUGGUCCCGGACCAAAUCACGGACCACAGCCUACUUUUCUGUCUCGGGUCGGAACCCAACCGCCUAGCGCUCGGAUCACGAUCAUCAUCAGUCUUCCUUACUCCUGCGUUUCCAACGGGCGGUCGGUCCAGUCCAAUGGACUCUAUGGUAGGCAUCAUCUAAGGUACAUUCGUUGCAGAAGGUCGGGCGUGAAUUGAGGUGUUGAAAGAUCGGGAUUCCAGCGAAGGAUGAAUAAUUAACGUCUAGUGGUGUUGGAUCGGACUGCUGGAACCGGAGACACUUCCAGUCGUUGGACUGCAGAACUUUGACUCUACAACGUUGGGAUUUGUCACUUGGCCUCUUCAUCAUUUUAAGUUGGAAACACGGUUCGUGUUCGAUGCCAUCAUAGAAGAUAUUUAAAUAUCUAAAGUCGUAUCUCUACACUCUAUGUUCCUGUGUCGUCCAUGUGUAUGUUUAAUAAACUUGAGUGUAUAUCCUAAA